GCGACGCAGACGCAUUAAUUUUCUGAGGAUCGCGAUUUACACGUCUGGCACGUGGUUCCUCGUAUAAAACACAAAAAUGGCGGCGGUUGCCGAACAAUCACGAGUUAAACUCUUUAAACUCGGUUAAAUCUUGCCGAAUCCGACUAUCUUAUGACUUUUCCUCGAAAAUUUAAAAAACAUAUUCCUUUCGAAGAUCGACAAUCGUUAUCCGCGAAGACGAUGUCCACGUCGAGGCGUCAGCGGCCAAGCCGGCUCGGCGCCAAAAUCAGCUCACCAGUCGCGCUUUCCGGUCGGUGUUUUAUAAAUACUGCAGACAGUCGAAGUGUGCAGCGAACACGGGAGUCGUUGUAAAAUCACGAAAGAUCUCGGCAGACACGGUUUUACAGCUGCAUGGACGAGUCGAAUUCGAUCGUGGAGAAAAACCAAAAUAUAUUCGUGGCGUCUCUAUUGUGAUUUUUUUGUGUGAAGUUGACGGUGGGGAAGUGUAUACAUGAUUAAGUGGUGUUAGUGACAUUUUCGUGAAUUAAUUGUAGCCCGGGUUGGCUGAGCGAAUUCUUGGAACCAAGUGCCAAACGUACACGAAUUAGCGCUGGUGUGCGCUAACGGAAGUUGGGAAAGAAACAUUUUGUAAAGCGUAUUCGUUUGAAGAAAGUGAUAAGUCUCGUCUGUGUUUCGGUGAAGUGCGAUAAGAAUUGAAGGAGUGACUGUUUAACCGACAAAUUGUGAUUUUCCGAAGAAGGAUUGAUUAUUGUCCCGUGAAAUUUUCUUAGACACAAAAUGAUUCAAAGUUGAAUCGACAACGCGAGGGCGUGGAAAAUAAAAGUGGAGGAUCCUUCAUCGCGAAAUGACAGAAUGCGAGGCUCAUGAUCUCUUCGUCGAUCAUUGGGGACAGUUAAACGAGAAUUUUGGCAUCAAUUCGAGCCCGUGGCAAGUGAUCGACGACCGUCCGUCAGAAUGAGCUUAAUGAAGAAGGCUAUCGGCGGCUCCAUUCACAGGAUACGAGAGUUCGAGCUCGAGAAGGUGAACUUGAUCGACGAGUUCGAUAUCCUGCAAAUCGUGGGCGAAGGAUGGUUCGGCAAAAUCCUGCUGACCGAGCAUCGAAGCACCCAGACCGAGAUGGUGCUCAAGGCUCUGCCCAAGGCGUACACCGGCAUCUCGGACUUCUUUCGCGAGUUCCAUUACGGUCUACACCUGGCCGCGCACAGGAACAUCAUAACCACCUACGACGUGGCCUUCGAGACUGCUGGCUUCUACGUUUUCAGUCAGGAAUACGCGCCGCUCGGAGAUCUAACGUCCAACGUGACUGAGACGGGGUUAGGCGAGCUUCACGCGAAGAGGGUGGCAAGGCAAUUGGCGGCUGCUGUGCAUCAUAUUCACAGCCGAGAAUUGGUGCACCGUGACAUCAAACUCGACAACAUUCUCGUGUUCAGAAGUGACUUCUCGCGGAUCAAAUUAUGCGAUUUUGGAGAAACAAGACGAGUGAACACUGUGGUGCGGCGACACAACGAGUGGCUCCCAUAUUCGCCGCCCGAGGUAUUGCAGAUCGACACUGACGAAACGUACAAAGCUCUCACGUCGCACGACGUCUGGCAAUUCGGCAUUGUCCUAUUUGUCUGUCUGACCGGAUGUUUGCCAUGGCAGAAGGCGGCGUUGGACGAUCCGCGUUACACCAGAUAUCAAAACUGGCACAACGCGACGCUCAACAUAGCCAAGAAACCGAAAUUAUUUCAGUUGAUCAGCUCACGGGCGCAGAGAAUGUUCAAGCGAUUGCUGGAUCCCAAGGCCGAGAAGCGACCCGUGAGCGUCUUGGAGGUAAAUAAAUACUUGGAGGACAGGUGGCUAGCGAAACUCGGUGCCGAGAAGGCGAUGAACGGUGGCGCCGACGAAAGGGACGAGCUAUGUCCCUCCAUGUACAGUUUCCACAGCUCUCUCGAGGAGAAGAAUCAACUGCUUCACACUCUGACCACGUACGGGAUCGAAACAACCGUGGACAGAGCCAAGAAGAAGGACCGAAUCAGGGAAUGGAUUCAAGCGAGCGCGAUAGUCGAGGAGUACGAGGAGGACGAGUCGGAUCUAAACGAGGAUAUCCGCGUUGUCUACGAGGACGAAGACGAGGAGCCCAGCUCGAUGAAGGGCAGACAUUUCCCCGAAACUCGUCCAGUCGUCAAGAACGAAGAGGCCAAGAGGCACAAAAAUCGAACGCAUCACGGGUCAUCGGCCAGAAAAAGGCAGCCUAUCAAAAGACAGCCUACCGAACGAAAGAUCCCAUUUGCCCCUCAAGUAGCCGAGGAACGAGAAACCGUAGCCAGAUUCGCCAGUUUCCCCAACGGCGAUCCCAAUUUGGCACUUCUCAAGAAUGGAACGAACAACGACACGACGCCUCCUCUAUCUCUAAAAACCGAGCCCAAUAUGGAAACCAAUCAGAAACCAUUGGUGAACGGUCAAAUGAUCAACAAUUCACCGAUGAACAGUCUGAACGUUCAAGACGAAUCCGUUCUACCCAACAGCGGAGGAAAUGGUUUCAAGCCUAAUUUGCAAGAGGCGAUACCAAAACCCGUGUCCUCGACCCAAAAUUUCCAGGAUCACCGAAGUGCCAUCACUCCAGUGAUCGAUAAUACGAAAAGUCCAGAGAUCCCGAAUAGAAAGCAUCGAUCGCAAACCGCCCCGUUCCCGGCCUCGCCGGUGUUGAACGGAAGUGGAGGAUCGGAGUCCUCCUCAGCCAGAAGAAGCCAGUCGGCCGUGGUGCUGGCCAAUUCGACGCAACAACCAGACAGAUCGAAAAUGGUGAUCGGCCGACCUGUGGAGAGGUCAGCGAUGCCGAUAACGAACGGCCAAUCAUCAUCGGUGGCUCGAGGCGAGAGCUCGACCCCGAGAGCCGAGCAUCGAUCCGCCACGCAAUCGAUGUCUCGAGUAGAAAACGCGGUGAUGCUGCCGGUGGCUGCUCGCCUCGAGAAUCAAUCGAACGCGAUGCCGGCCAGAAACGAGAAUCCGCUCACCAUGUCGGCCGCCUCUCACCUGGUCAUGCAGAGCUUCAACGCGAUGCAAGGCAAUCAGGUGGAUAAUCCAGGCUCGAAUUUGCGAAACUCGCCUAAGAACAGCCCCUCCUCCACCCCCAACAAGAUCCUCACGCCUAAGAACAGCCCGACCACCACUCCUGCGAGGACGUGUACGCCACCUAGGCACAAGGGGAGCCACAGGGGGGUCGAGGAGAGCGUCGUUUACUAUGGGAAGGACCCGUUCGAGCAUUAUGGGAUCGCGCAGGGGGCGAUUCUGAGGGACAGCGCUCGACGAGGCUCGAUGGAGAGCGGGAACAGAUCUGUUAGUAAUUGAGGAUCGAUGUUUGAUUUCGGUUUCGCGUGACACCGAG
Apis florea (little honeybee) is the source of this 3367-nucleotide messenger RNA. RefSeq lists its product as uncharacterized. Gene Ontology annotation, molecular function: ATP binding; protein serine/threonine kinase activity. The record is from RefSeq and is a predicted model, not a curated record. Lineage: Eukaryota; Metazoa; Arthropoda; Insecta; Hymenoptera; Apidae. Gene Ontology annotation, biological process: protein phosphorylation.